AAGAUGAAAUUACUCAACAGUGCAAAAAGUGCUCGCGAGGAUCGAGCCAUCGAACGAAACAAAGUACUGGCCGCCACUAAAAUACAGUCAGUUGCAAGGGGCUUUUUAGCCAGAUGUACAUUCAACAAGGUUAUAAGAUUAGACCUUGAUUCUAUACUUCAGAUUCCAGUAAACACCAAUGAUGAAUACAAGCCAGCAUUGAGACCAGCUUUAGAGUUCUUUCAUGCUGUUGAAAGGUUCCUAAUGGUCUUCAAAGAACAGAAAGAUAUGCAGAGGUUCGAACACAUAUGUAGAUACAUACUGAACUCCAUGAGUGCUGAGGUUCUGAAUAAGAACGUGUAUGCGUCCGUAGCACUGUCAAAAGAGAGCUUGAUCCAGUGGAUAAACCAAUUGAAGAGACUACUGUUAAUAAGUUUGCAGUAUUUCAAUGUACUGAAAUGUGAUAGAGUGAAGGAUAUGAAAAUGAUAACGGCAAUGUUACACUUCCAAAUAACAUUCACAAGCUGCUCAACUUGGAAAUUCUUGAACAAUUCGAAAAAUGGAGAUCAGUUAAAACCUGGGAUGGAACAGCUAUGCAAAAAUUGCAUGGGACACAUUACAUCUAAUGGCUUAUAUUCAUUUCUAAGGACUCUAUUGAUAUCUGGUCUGUGCAAAUCAAAACCAUUGCUAAAGCCGUCAAUGCUCACUGCCAUCAUUACUAUCGCCAUCAAGCCCUUAAUGGCUUCUGAAUAUUCAGAGAGUUUGUUCGUUUCAUUCAUCCUUGAAAUUUUAUCCGUUCCCUCUCUCGUUCACCACAUAAUUACUAUGUCUGCUGAGAGUUUGACCUUGAUGAUGUCACAGAGAAUCUUUUCAAUGACCUUGACCGUCUUAGACGAGAGACAGAAUGCCAAAAUUAUUUUUCACGCUCUUGAAGGGAACUAUGCUCUGUGUCUGCUGGCUAAUCUGAUACAGCUGGGCAAUGCUGAAAAAGAGGUAAUGAUGACGAUCUUGAUGAUGAUGACGACGAUCUUGAUGAUGAUGACGAUGGCGAUGAUGAUGAUGCUAUACGUUGAAAAUAAAAAAUCCUUCCUCACACAUUGGCAUCCUAUCUUGGGCUGGUUUGCCCAGAAAACUGACCCAAACUUAAACGAAGCAAUGCCAGCAGUGAUUAAGCAGAUCUCAGAGCUGUGGAACAUUAGAAUGAUUCACCUUCUCUUCGAACCGCUAUUCACAUUUGCCUUAUCAAUCGAACCAGCUGCUACUACACCUGCUGCCACUGCAGCUGCUGCUACAGCUGCAACAAGCUUUAAGAUAAGCAAUAAUAAUGAUGUAGUUGUUGCUGGCAGCGGGUUUACUGGCUGCAAUGCGAAUUUGAUUUCCGAUACGUGCUCUGCCUGCAAGGUGUAUAUGACUAGUCUGUCGUGUCUAACUCAACUCAAAAUGGAAAUAAUGGCUGGACUUUGUUUUCAAGACAUACUUCUUCCUCGUUUGUGGACUUUGAUUACUCAUUUAGGACCACAAUGUGGGCUCAAGGUGUUUAUUGAAGUGUUGUCGGGCCAUACCAGUUCGACGACGGUGGGUCCUCAGCAUCCGUUAUUCAACCUACUGCAGUUGGCUUGCGACAUGGCUAGACACGUUAUGACUAUCGUAGAUGAGGUGGAAAUGUACGAGCAAGAAUAUCCCUUUCCAAUGCAGAUGCUCAUGUCGAUCAGUUAUUUCCUCAACAACUUCACGUACGGAAGCAUUGCUAGUGGUUAUAUCGACAUCAAAAAAGCAGUAUCAGAUGAGUUAUUCGUCUCGACGAUGUCUUUGCUAGAACUUUUGCAUUCCAGAGAUUGUAGGAGGAAAUUUGCUCACGAUGGCCACUGGCUUAUUAAAGAUAUUAAAUGCAAAGAAUUUUUGAACGAUCUCUCGCACAACAAGCCCAUACCGACCUUCCUACUGCAUCACAUGCCUCAUAUUAUACCGCAUAGAGAAAGAGUAGCCCUGUUUAGAAAAUUUGUAACAAAAGAUAAGGAAAGCUUAGGCGUGUGCAAUACGCCGCACUCAUUAGCACCAGCAUCUACUGUUAUAACUGUACAUAGGAAUAGACUUGUGGAGGACGGGUACAGGCAGUUAGGAAACUUGACCUCAACUGCCCUCAAAGGGGUCAUCAGGGUCAAGUUCAUCAACGAACAGGGCCUAGACGAAGCGGGCAUAGAUCAGGAUGGCGUAUUUAAAGAAUUCCUUGAAGAAACUAUACGAAGGGUUUUUGAUCCAUCUCUAAAUCUUUUCAAAGCCACUGGGGAGCAGAAGUUGUACCCCUCGCCAACGUCCUACCUGCAAGAAAGUCAUCUCCUACUGUUUGAAUUUGUUGGUCGAGUGCUUGGUAAAGCAGUCUAUGAAGGAAUUGUAGUUGACGUGCCGUUCGCCUCAUUCUUCCUCUCUCAGCUCUUGGGACACACGCACUCGGCCACCUAUAGCUCAAUCGACGAACUACCAUCUCUCGACCCCGAACUCUAUAAAAAUCUCACAUACAUUAAACAUUAUCAAGGUGACCUGAGUGACCUUGACUUGACCUUUUCAUACAACGAAGAUAUCCUGGGCAAGGUCGUGACCCAUGAACUUAUUCCCGGCGGUAAAAUGGUGUCUGUGACGAAUGAAAACAAGAUCAGCUACCUACAUCUAAUGGCUCAUUUCAAAAUGAGAGUCAUCAUCAAGGACCAAUCAAACGCCUUCAUUCGCGGCUUCAAAUCCAUAGUCAACUCUGACUGGUUGAGCAUGUUUUCAGGGCCGGAACUACAAAAACUCAUAUCCGGGGACACCGAUGAUAUUGAUUUAGAUGAUCUGAGAAAAAACACCCAUUACUAUGGUGGCUUCCACAACAAUCACAAAGUCAUCGAUUGGCUCUGGGACAUCUUGAAGAGGGAUUUCAAUGCAGAGGAGAGAAGGUCAUUUCUGAAGUUUGUAACAAGUUGUUCGAAAGGACCACUGCUUGGUUUCGCUUAUCUGGAGCCACCGUUCUCCAUCAGGUGUGUCGAAGUCAGUGAAGAUCAGGACGUUGGAGACACGGUGGGCAGUGUCCUGAAGGGUUUCUUCAAUAUAAGAAAAAAAGAUCCAGUCGGUCGGUUACCAACUUCAUCGACGUGUUUCAAUCUCCUGAAGCUGCCCAACUAUCAAAAAAAGAGUACGCUUCGAGAAAAAUUGAGAUAUUCUAUAGCCAGCAAUACAGGAUUUGAGCUAUCUUAAAUUGUAGAAUCAGAAUGUUUAAAAAUUAUGGUUAAUUAUUGCAAAAAUACUGGACUUGAGCUAUUUUGAAUUGUAAAAUUGUGUAUCGAAUUGUAUGAUGAUUAUGAUUUGUGAAAUUUUUUACUUCUUGUAAAUAUUUUAUAUUCUGUACAUCAAUUUAGUAAAUCCUCAUAAAUUUCAUACGUUUUUCUUGACAGCCAUCACUGUUACUAUUUGAUGUUUGUAUCUUAAUUUGUAUAAAAAAAAUUAAUGAUCCAUCAAAACACUAUUUAAACGC
Molecule: messenger RNA, 3484 nt
Organism: Helobdella robusta
Lineage: Eukaryota; Metazoa; Annelida; Clitellata; Rhynchobdellida; Glossiphoniidae
Exons: 30
Coding region: 4-3207 (1067 amino acids)
Biological process (GO): ubiquitin-dependent protein catabolic process; protein polyubiquitination
Molecular function (GO): protein binding; ubiquitin protein ligase activity
Source: RefSeq, a predicted model, not a curated record